This is a messenger RNA of Grus americana (Whooping crane), 1637 nucleotides long. RefSeq names its product regucalcin-like. The transcript is spliced from 7 exons. The record is from RefSeq and is a predicted model, not a curated record. Gene Ontology annotation, biological process: L-ascorbic acid biosynthetic process. The coding region runs from base 176 to 1078 and encodes 300 amino acids. Lineage: Eukaryota; Metazoa; Chordata; Aves; Gruiformes; Gruidae. Gene Ontology annotation, molecular function: enzyme regulator activity; gluconolactonase activity; calcium ion binding.
GAAAUAGCUCUGCCGAAAUAAAAGCAGGUGGCACUGACUGCGCGGGGAGCUCCAGUUCUUCCCAUCUCGAGCACCGGGGAGGGAUCAGGCCCUUCCUACAAAAGGGUGAAGCCACGAGAAGAUAAGCCUUGGCUUCACUUUGGACAGCACUGUCGAGUGGGAUAUCGCUGGGAGCAUGUCCUCCUCCAUCAAAAUUGAAUCUGUCGUGAAGGAGAAGAACAGGAUGGGAGAGUGCCCGGUCUGGGAAGAAAGGGAGAAUGCACUCAUCUAUGUAGACAUUAACUCACAGAAAGUUUGCCGCUGGAGCCCACUCACCAACGAGGUGCAGAGCGUGUCUGUGGAUGCCCGCGUCGGCUCGGUGGCGUUGCGGCAGUGCGGGGGCUACGUCAUUGCCCUGGGGACCAGGUUUGCCUUUCUGGACUGGGAUACCCAGAUAGUCACCACCAUCCUCGAGCUCGAGCAGGAUAAACCAAACAACAGGUUCAAUGAUGGGAAAGUGGAUCCAAAGGGGAGGUUUUUUGCUGGUACGAUGGCUGAAGAGACGGCACCGGGGGUCCGAGCGAGGCGUCAAGGUGCUCUCUAUACCCUUUUCCCUGACCAUUCGGUAAUAAAACAGUUAGACCAGGUGGACAUCUCCAAUGGUCUGGACUGGUCCCCGGACCACAGGACCUUCUUUCAUAUCGACAGCCUGGCAUAUGCCGUGCAUGCCUUCAGCUACGAUGUGCACACUGGAAAGAUCGCCUGCCCCAAACUUUUGUACCAUCUAGAAAAGGAGGAGCAAAUGCCUGACGGGAUGUGCAUUGACGCAGAAGGGAAGCUCUGGGUGGCCUGUAUUGAUGGUGGGAGAGUCAUUCGUAUAGACCCAGAGACAGGAAAAAGAAUCCAAACUGUGAGGCUGCCUACUCCGAGGAUCACCUCUUGCUGCUUUGGUGGAAAAGACUACUCAGAAAUGUACGUGACUUCUGCAUAUGAUGGACUGGACGAGGCCACCUUAGCCAAGGAACCUCACGCGGGAGAGAUUUUCAAGAUAACAGGCCUGGGUGUAAAAGGGAUCCCACAGAAUUUCUAUGCUGCUUGAACAUUGACGCUAAAUAACAAGAAGAAACGCUUGCAUCUUGUAGUAAUUCUGAGAAGGAAAAUUCCAAUGAACUACAGAAUUUUUCUGUGUGAGGUUUUUCUAAACCCACAUUUGAGAGCGUGCUUGUUUGGAACUGAAGAUAUUCCUUCUUCUGUGGGCCUGUGGCUUGGUGCAAUAGGUUAGAGAGGUAAACUUAAUCUGUGUUACACCUUCAUAGCUUUUGUGACUUCCCAUAAACUUCUUCAAGCUUGAGAUUAGUUUUGUGAACUUUCUGAUGACCAGCUCUGGGAUUUUGAGGUCUCUGUGGUUCCCAAAGCAGAAUCUGACUUCUGGUUUGUCUUUUCAUAUUACAGUGAUGUACCAGCAAUGAUAUGGCAGACUUUAAUAAACAUUUUAAGAGUGAUGACUUGAACUGGACUGCUCCUCUGCUGUGGGACUCCCUUGAGGUGUUUUCUUGGUGAUCAGACUUAUUUGUCAUAUCCAGACUCCAUUUUUACAUCCUUGCUAGCCUGUUUCCGUUUGCCUUGUCAUGAAUUCUUCUGUCUUCAGGACACCAUUU